AUGCCGGCGUCCAGCUCUAACACCCCGACCACCAACGGUCGCUCCAACCGCGCCGGAGCUUCCAAGAACAUCGUCGUCCUGAGACUGAACCCGGACCUGCUCAGUCAGUUCGCUACGCCUCCCCCAGAAGGCAAGGAUAAGAAGAAAAACACCCCUACCGUCAAGAAAGACGACCCUGUCGCAGAGUCACCGGCCAAGAAGGAGGAACCCUCCUCGCCGGCCUCCUCUGCGGACCCUCAAGUUCCUCCCUCGUCGGUGGACAAUGCCUCGGAUGCGGCCUCCACUCCUGCGGCCGGCACCUCGGCGGCGGAUACGCCUCGCCGGAAGGGCGUGCCUGGUCCCAAGCCGGGUGCGAAGAGAGGCCUGAACCAGGGUGAAUCCUACUCGAGGUCACGAGGCAAGCCGGGCCCCAAGAAGAAGCCCAGACUUGAUGACGGAACUGGCGACGCCGCCAAACUCGUGAGCUCUCACCGACUCGGCCCCAAGGCCAACACCGGUGCCAUCAAUGCCGGCUUGCGUGCCCUCGACCGCUCGGGGGCUCCUUGUCGCAAAUGGGAGCGGAAGCCUCUGCAGUUGAAGAGCUUCACCGGAGUGAUGUGGCAGCUCCCAGCGUGGCGGUCCCCCAAGCCCCCUCAGGCUGAGGAGAACGGAGAGACCAAAUCUGGCGUUCUCGAAACGGGCGACAGCGACAGCAAGGCCAACCAGAGCGCCAGUGGCGUCCCCAGCGAAAAGAGCAAUUCGGGUGAGGGAGAUCUCACCCCGGCGCCGCCCAACAUCACCGAGGCCUCGUCCCCUGCCAUCGCCAUGACCGCAUAG
Molecule: messenger RNA, 816 nt
Organism: Aspergillus terreus NIH2624
Lineage: Eukaryota; Fungi; Ascomycota; Eurotiomycetes; Eurotiales; Aspergillaceae
Exons: 2
Coding region: 1-816 (271 amino acids)
Biological process (GO): chromatin remodeling
Cellular component (GO): Ino80 complex
Source: RefSeq, a predicted model, not a curated record